Molecule: messenger RNA, 632 nt
Organism: Racocetra fulgida
Lineage: Eukaryota; Fungi; Glomeromycota; Glomeromycetes; Diversisporales; Gigasporaceae
Source: the annotation of a GenBank genome assembly
AAUGGGUAAUUGAUAUUGAAUUUGAAGAUGUUAAGUCAAUGUUUGAUCCUAUAGUUGGUAGAAUUAUUCGGUUAAUACGUAGUCAAUUGGAAGCAUGUAAAGAUUGUACUGCAAUGUUUUUGGUAGGUGGGUUUAGUGAGUCUAGAUAUUUGCGAAAAAGAAUCAAAGAAGAGUUUAAAAAGAGUGUGCCUAUUAUUUCAAGUCCUGAUAAACCUAUUGCAGCUGUUGUUCAGGGGGCUUUGCUUUAUGGCCUCGAUACGGCUGUACCUGGUGAUCCGUUAAACCGAAGAACUCCUGAUGGAAAAAUUUUUCGAUUCCAUACAUUAAUACAGCGUGGACAAAAAGUGGAUGUUAAUGAAGAAGUUUCCGAUAUUCUUCGUGUUGCGCAUGCGAAUCAGAAUGAUAUGUGCAUGGAUUUAUAUGUUACACGUGCGUAUGAGGCAAAAUAUUGUGAUGAACCCGGUGUUGAAUUACUUGGAAAAUUUACAAUUAAAAUGCCUGAUAAGCAUCUUGGACUUAAUCGCUCAGUUGUUUACACACUUUUAUUUGGAGAGACGGAGAUUAAAGCCACCGCAAAGAACCAAGCAAAUGGAAAAGAAUAUCAUACCACUUUCGAACUAAUUUUUGAAUAG